Microplitis demolitor is the source of this 3096-nucleotide messenger RNA. RefSeq names its product Ecdysteroid kinase domain-containing protein-2. The transcript has a single exon. Bases 1049 to 2383 code for a protein of 444 amino acids. NCBI's taxonomy places the organism in Eukaryota, Metazoa, Arthropoda, Insecta, Hymenoptera, Braconidae. The record is from RefSeq and is marked provisional.
UAUUUAUACAUAUAUUUUGACCAUAUAUGUUAUUUUCAUACGAGAUACCUUCACUUCGUUAAAUUUUCUGUCAGUAUCCCAUUUUACCCCGAAUACGCUGUUUUGCACCCAAAUCCCUUAUAAACUCUAAACAGUAAAAAAUUUCAAAACUGAAGAUUGAACAAGAUGUCUUAAGCUCCGAAAUGCUUGUUUGUAAUUUUUCUAUAACCACAGAGUUCUAUUCAUAAACAGCAACAAAUUUAAAAAUCGACCGUCUACUAAAUUUCCAUGUAUUACUUUUUCUAAAUUACCUAUUUAAAAUACAGUUAGAACAUACCACAGUCUCAAAAGUGAUUUAACUGAACGUAUCACUGUCUUAAUUUUACUUAAUGCUCAUUAGUUUACUUAGCCUUUGAAGAAUUCCAAGAGAGCAUAAAAAGUCAAAGUCAAAGUGAAUAAUUUGAGAGUGAUGAGUUACUAUAUACCCGCUUUUUUCUGCUACCUUACUUCUGGUUCUUAAUUUAUACAACUCAGUAAUCUUAACAAAGACAAAACAGUAAGGAAUAAAAAAGUAAAAGUAGAAAAACCUUUGAAGACCUUUUUUUUUUUUAUUCCUAUUAUGAUUUCGAGGGUUUGCUUACUUUUUCUCAGCUCUUCAAUUACACUCUUCAAUAACCAGCAUUACAGUAACUUUCGCUUACAAGACUAUUUAUGCAUGUCGAUCCCCACUACCGUCAUCUCAAUUAUUUAUCAUUGCACCGAGACCGGCUAUGAAUGUGAAGAGGGGAUCAAAACGACUACACGGCUGCUGAGAUGAUUAAACAUAAAUUGAGUGGGCUCUUUGAUUUGUCAGUCGGCUUCGUGACUGAGGCGUUAAACAACCGUAUAAUCAGUAGUCUAGUUGUUGAAACCGUGGUUGUUGAUAUAAGUGACAGAAAUUAUUAGUAGAAUCAAGUGCUGUGAUAAAUUAACUCUCAAUUGGUGGUAAGCUCUGAUAUUGCAUUGUAUAGAAAUAUAACUUUCAAUCAAUCGAAGUAAGUAAACAAUGGAAUAACUGUUUUGGGAAACAAUGAGUGAGCGUAUUGUUACGGAUUCCUCUAAUGGCACCGAUCCAAGACCGUCUGUUGAUCAAGACCUCAAUCUGCUAGAUGACAGUGAUAUAGCUAUAAUAAUUUCACGUAAAACAGGUGGAUCAGCAGACUCGGUGAUCAAUUGGCGACUUGAACCAAUAACAAGCACUUGUGGAUUCAUGGGUUCGUAUUAUCAACUGAUCGUCACAGUGAGCAAUAAUAACGCCAAUCAAAAUGAUAACAGUCCGUCUGAUUCAACGGUAUUACAUUUUUUUGCAAAAACACCUCCGCCUAAAGGACCCCAACGUGAGUUUACGCAACGAACAGGACUAUUCAACAAAGAGAUUGUUAUGUAUGAUGAAAUUGUCCCGAGGAUGGGUAGUGGUUGUGAAGCCAAGUGGUCCCCUGAUUGUUACCUCUGCAAACGAGAUGUCAUUAUCGUGAUGGAGGACCUCAAGUACCAAAAUUACACAACACUCGACAAAUACGUAGCAUUUGAUUACGAGGUCCUUGAAUGUCUUUUCGAAACCUUUGCGCGAUUUCACUCACGAUCAUUUAUUCUUGAAGAGCGACUACGUGUUCAAGGUAAAACACUGCGUGAUAUUUGGCCAGAUCAACUACGAGAAGGACUUUUCAGUAAUAAUGAAAGAUCAAUGCUCUAUCAGAAAUCCUCGCUAAUGGGAAUUGACUGUUUGGUCAACGCCAUUGAUUGUCUUACAGACAAUCAGAAAGAGAUUACAAUGAGCAAAAUCACUAGAUGGUGGGAAUGCCUUCUAACGGCAUUAGAACCUUCCCGUAAAUACCGUAAUGUAAUUUGUCACCGAGACGUUUGGUCAGCUAACUUCAUGUUUCUGACAAAUGAACUUGGUAAACCUAUCAAUUGCCGAUUGAUUGACUUUCAGUACUACAGCUAUCUAAAUCCGGCUAUGGAUUUGAUCCUGUCACUUUACAUGAUCACUAAUCGUAACGUUCGUGACAAAUAUUUUGAUAUUCUUGUACAACAUUAUUACAAUUGUCUAAAACAGUGUUUAUAUAAUGAGAGUUUUGAUGUUGAUAAAAUUCUACCAUGGGACGACUUCAAACAAUCUUGCCAAGAUGCACGACCUUGGGGACUCAUUUAUAUAAUAUUUAACCAGCAGGUCACGCUUUUAGAUGAUGACGCUUGUGAAAAAUACUUUGCACGUUCACCUCAACUACUCGAGCACGUUCUUUAUGGAACAGCUCGAACUGAACUUGUUUCAAUGCAAUUUCAAAAUAAUCAGUUGUACCGUGAAAAAUUUACGGAAAACAUUUUUGAAAUUUUCCAACUUUUGCCUGACCAAGUACCAGUUUAGUUUUGUUCUGUUCAUGUUUUUCUAAGGGGACAAAAUGAGACGCCAUUUUUUAAGACAGAGGAAUUUUUUUUAGCAAAAAAAAAUGCUUAGUAACAUUUUGCAAAAAAAAUGGAGCAAGUCAGCCUGAAUAGUACGAUCAUUUUAGAUUUUUUUCCAAGUGUUUGUGAUCUGAAUUAUUAAAAUUUAAACUGAAAAAAUCAUGAGGUAAAAUUGUGAAAAAAGUUACGGAAUAUUUUCAAGUAAAAUUAAAAACAUUGUGGAUAUUUUGUAUGUCCUCAUAUAAUUUUAGUCUUAUCUUUCUGAUCUGAAUCUACUGAUAAGCUCUUGUGACAUUUGCAACACGAUAUAUUCAUAAAAUCUCUCGCAUGUCUGCAAGUAAUUCUCGAUGAAAGUUAAAUAACUUUUAUAAUAAUUUACUUAUUCCAUUAUUGCAAACUCUGAUAUUGAGAUAAAAUAAGUUUAUGUCCAUGGUGAAAACUUUAAUUUCAGUGAAAAAAAAUUUAUUGCAUAGUUUAGAUUACAGUUCAGAUUUUGUGGCCCACAGUGUCAUUGUUCAUAUUACCCCUUGGUACGGCUUAAAAUUUUGUGUGGCCCAUUUUGCCCCUUAACUUCACAAAAUAUGUUAUUUAUGAUGCUGCACAUGUAAAAUUCUGAGAAUAUCAGAAAAAUCUUAUGUUCCAUUGUAUGUUUGAAUUAAUAAAAUUGUAAUCUAG